This is a messenger RNA of Meira miltonrushii, 2199 nucleotides long. Its product is annotated as PLP-dependent transferase. The record is from RefSeq and is a predicted model, not a curated record. NCBI's taxonomy places the organism in Eukaryota, Fungi, Basidiomycota, Exobasidiomycetes, Exobasidiales, Brachybasidiaceae. The transcript is spliced from 2 exons. Gene Ontology annotation, biological process: biosynthetic process. The coding region runs from base 450 to 1976 and encodes 508 amino acids. Gene Ontology annotation, molecular function: pyridoxal phosphate binding.
CACAGACACACACAAUGCACUCUUUAGCGUUUAUAAAAAGUAACAACGGCUCAUAUAAUCAGGUACGAACGUGGAGUGGGGAAAGGAUAUGCCUUGGAACAUCAUCUUCAAAAGUACAUUCUCACGACCAUCAUUCAGAUCAACUUGUGCGCCACUUUUGCUAAGCCUAAUUUCACUUUUCCCACUGCCUUCGGCUUCCGCUUUUACGCCUAUCCAACAAAAUACGUACCCUUUGCUAAUCGCCCGAUCCAUCUGAGUCAGAUUGGCAACAAAGAUACAUUCAAAACGGAAGAACGCCAAAAAAAACAAACAAUCGCAUAUAAAGGGCACUGCCACGUCAUAAAAGUUCAUCUCUUGAACCGCGCAUUACCGCAUUUUUUUCUUCCGUCUUUGAUUCCCUGUUGGCCGCAUAUAAAACACAACUUUUCUUCCGAAAUACUUCCUUCAUCAUGUCAUCCACACAACCCCAAAAAGAACAAGAAAACGAUUCAAAUAUGAUGUCUGCUGCUUUUGGCAUGAUGAAAAAUGCCCUGAAUGAUGUUGCCCAUCGUAGAAAUGGCAGUAUCAGCCACGAACAUGAAUCGGAAGCACAUCAAAUCUUUCGUGAACAACCUGGUCAUAGCGAUAAAGCGGCACGCAACGAUCACGUCGUUCCCGGUAUCGAACACCCAGGUUCGGUUGGUGUGAUUUACGUUAUGGACCGUGCAAUGUCCAACGGAUUUCAUUAUGGUGCAGAAGGUUGGGCAAACUUUGGUCAAGGUGCACCCGAAACUGGUGAUAUUCCAGGAGCAGUUCCAAAACCUACAAACCUCGACUUGGCCAAGUACGGCCAUUUGAUUCACGAAUACGGCCCUACAACGGGUAUUCAACCUCUUCGUGAAAAAGUGGCAGAGUACUACAAUGACACUUUCCGCAAAAGCCGUGCAAGCAAAUAUACUGCCGACAACAUCUGCAUCGUUCCCGGUGGUCGUGCAGGAUUAUCCAGAGUGGCUUCCGUCAUCAGUCCAAUCUUGUUGGGCUAUCAAUUACCCGAAUAUGCUGCUUAUGAACCCAUGUUGGCCGCUUUCAAGAAUUUGAUCCCAAUCCCAACUCAAUUAGCUGAAGAGGACCAAUACAGAAUGAAAGUUGAGGAUUUACGUCGCACAAUCCGCAAUCAAGGCUUAACCACUGUCUUAUUGAGCAACCCACGCAAUCCAACGGGACAAAUCAUCGAAGGCAAAGAAUUACGUGAUUUGGUGGAAAUGGCAAAUGAGAUGGACGUUACAACGAUUUUGGAUGAAUUCUAUUCGUGGUACUUACACGAAGGCGAAGAAGGUCGUGCAGUUUCUGCAGCUGAGUACAUUGAGGAUGUCAACAGCAGUCCUUUAAUCUUGAUCGAUGGUUUGACAAAGAACUGGCGCUGCCCUGGCUGGCGUGUAUGCUGGGUCGUUGGACCCAAAGAUUUGAUCUCUGCUUUGAAUCAAGCAGGAUCAUACUUGGACGGAGGUGCUUCCCACCCUAUGCAAUGCUUGGCUUUAGAAAUGAUGGACAAAGACCGUAUCGUUCAAGACCGUAUUGCCUUGCAACGUCACUUCCGUAUGAAACGCAAGCAUGUCCUUGACCGUUUGGCCGCAAUGGGCUUAACAUGUCAUGUUCCACCACAAGCAACGUUUUACAUUUGGCUCAAUUUAUCCUGCUUACCUCAUCCCCUCAAUUCUGGUUUAGCAUUCUUUGAAGAAUUACUCAAAGAACAAGUUAUUGUUACGCCAGGUAUCUUCUUUGACGUCAACCCUGCCCAUCGUCGUAAUAUCAUUCAUUCGCCUUGUGAACCUUUUGUUCGUCUUUCAUUCGGUCCACCAUUGGAAGAAUUGGAUCGUGGCUUGGAUGGUAUUCAACGUGUUUUGGACAAGGCAAUCGCCGGUCAUCCUGAAUUGGGUCGUAACCUUCGCAAGAGCGAUCGUAGACUCAAUGUUAACCCACAAGCUGCUGGCUCAUGAGUAUGUAUGUGAUAGAUGCUAUGAAUAAAUCUUUGGCCGAUUAAACUUGUCCGCUCCGCUUUGUUUGGAUCCGGCCAAUUUAGGGUGGCAACUUCUUGUUUGCAUAAAUGUUACGGAUUUGCGUGAACUGUGUUGUCAUGCAUUUGUGUACGAGUAAUACAAGAUCGUAAAGCACACUUGACAGAGAGGUAAAUGCAAGCAUCAAAAGGCAUCGACUACUUGC